Molecule: messenger RNA, 3915 nt
Organism: Hipposideros armiger (great roundleaf bat)
Lineage: Eukaryota; Metazoa; Chordata; Mammalia; Chiroptera; Hipposideridae
Gene: ATP10A
Product: ATPase phospholipid transporting 10A (putative)
Exons: 16
Coding region: 86-3304 (1072 amino acids)
Biological process (GO): phospholipid translocation
Cellular component (GO): plasma membrane
Molecular function (GO): magnesium ion binding; ATPase-coupled intramembrane lipid carrier activity; ATP binding
Source: RefSeq, a predicted model, not a curated record
AGAGAAGAAAUCCUUGUUUGACGUCCCCGAACCUGACGGCAGCUCUUUAUCCCCAGUCACAGCUGCAGUGUACUCGUUUUUGACAAUGAUAAUAGUCCUGCAGGUUCUGAUCCCCAUUUCCUUGUAUGUCUCCAUCGAAAUCGUCAAAGUGUGCCAAGUGUACUUCAUCAACCAGGACGCGGAGCUAUACGACGAGGAAACGGGCUCCCGGCUGCAAUGCCGUGCUCUGAAUAUCACAGAAGACCUGGGGCAGAUCCAGUAUGUCUUCUCAGACAAAACAGGCACGCUCACAGAGAACAAGAUGGUUUUCCGGAGAUGCACUGUGUCCGGCAUCGAGUACGCGCACGAUGCCAAUGCGCGGCGGCUGGCCAGGUACCAGGAGGGAGACUCGGAGGAGGAGGACACGGUGCCCAGGGGGGGAUCGCUGCCCCAGCGUGGCAGCACUGGGAGCCACCAGAGCGUCCGCAGCCUGCACAGGGCCCCAGGCACCAUGUCGCACCGGCGGUCGGGCAGCCGGGCCGAGGCCAGACGGGCCAGCAUGUUGUCCAAGCAUACGGCCUUCAGCAGCCCCAUGGAGAAGGACAUCACACCUGACCCAAAGUUGUUUGAGAAAGUGAGUGAGUGUGACAGGUGCCUGGCCUUGGCGAGGCGCCAGGAGCACCCGCUGGCUCACCUCUCGCCCGAGCUGGCUGACAUUUUUGACUUCUUCAUCGCGCUCACCAUCUGCAACACGGUGGUGGUCACAUCCCCAGACCAGCCACGACAAAAGGUGAGGGUGAGGUUCGAGCUGAAGUCCCCCGUGAAGACCAUAGAAGACUUCCUGAAGAGGUUCUCGCCCUGCCGCCUGACCUCGGGCUGCAGCAGCCUUGGGAACCUCGCCACCACCAAGGUCCCGCACAAGCCGGGGCCCAGCUCCCUAUCCGCCCUGUCCACCAACAGUACGCUGCUCAGCCUGGAGGGCAAGCUGGGCGAGCCGGCGCAGGCCAUCGCCAGCAACGGCUACAGCAGCGGGGCGGCCGGCUGGGCCCGGGACCCCAAGCCCGAGCUGCGCUACGAGGCCGAGAGCCCCGACGAGGCGGCGCUGGUGUACGCGGCGCGCGCCUACAACUGCGCGCUGGCCAGCAGGCUGCACGACCAGGUGGCCGUAGAGCUGCCGCAUCUGGGUAGGCUCACCUUCGAGCUCCUGCACACGCUGGGCUUCGACUCCAUCCGCAAGCGCAUGUCGGUGGUGAUCCGACAUCCUCUCACCGACGAGAUCAAUGUCUACACCAAGGGGGCCGACUCGGUGGUCAUGGACCUCCUGCUGCCAUGCGCCUCAGAUGACGCCAGAGGAAGGCAUCAAAAACAAAUCCGCAGCAAGACACAGCACUACCUGGACCUGUACGCCGUGGAAGGCCUGCGCACCUUGUGCAUCGCCAAGAGGGUUCUCAGUCAGGAGGAGUACGCCUGCUGGCUGCAACGCCACUUAGAAGCAGAGUCCUCCGUGGACAACCGCGAGGAGCUCCUCUUUCAGUCGGCAGUUCGCCUGGAGACGAAUCUGCAUCUGCUGGGUGCCACCGGGAUUGAAGACCGCCUGCAGGAAGGCGUCCCUGAAACCAUCGCCAAGCUGCGUCAGGCAGGCCUGCAGAUUUGGGUCCUCACCGGUGACAAACAAGAAACGGCCAUUAACAUUGCGUACGCCUGCAAACUGCUGGACCAUGACGAGGAAGUCAUCACUCUGAACGCCGAGUCCCAGGAGGCGUGCGCGGCCCUGCUGGACCAGUGCCUACACUACGUGCGGUCCAGGAGGCCCCGUAGCGCCCCGGAGAAGACCACUGGCGACGUCAGCGUGGGGUUCUCCCCUCUCUGCCCACCCUCGGAGCUCGCCGCCGCCGGCCCCUGCCCGAGCCUCGUGAUUGAUGGGAGAAGCCUGGCCUACGCCUUGGAGAAGAACCUAGAGGACAAAUUUCUCUUCCUCGCCAAGCAGUGCCGGUCGGUGCUUUGCUGUCGGUCGACGCCCCUGCAGAAGAGCGUGGUGGUGAAGCUGGUCAGAAGCAAGCUCAAGGCCAUGACCCUGGCCAUUGGGGACGGAGCCAAUGAUGUCAGCAUGAUCCAGGUGGCAGACGUGGGCGUGGGGAUCUCAGGCCAGGAGGGCAUGCAGGCAGUGAUGGCCAGCGACUUCGCGGUGCCCCGAUUCCGGUACCUGGAGAGACUGCUGAUUGUCCACGGACACUGGUGUUACUCCCGCCUUGCCAACAUGGUGCUCUACUUCUUCUAUAAAAAUACGCUCGUGACUGGGGUCCUGGACAAGGAUGUGGCAGCCGACGUGCUGCUGACAGAGCCUCAGCUGUACAGGAGCGGCCAGAACAUGGAGGAAUACAGGCCCCGUACCUUCUGGGUGAACAUGGCCGAUGCUGCCUUCCAGAGCCUGAUUUGCUUUUUCAUUCCUUACCUGGCCUACUACGACUCCGACACAGAUGUGUUUACCUGGGGGACCCCCAUCACUACCAUUGCGCUGCUCACCUUCCUGCUGCACCUGGGUAUUGAGACCAAGACCUGGACCUGGCUCAACUGGAUGGCCUGUGGCUUCAGUGUCCUUUUAUUUUUCACUGUGGCUUUGAUUUACAAUGCUUCCUGUGCGACGUGUUAUCCUCCGUCCAAUGCUUAUUGGACGAUGCACACAUUACUGGGCGACCCUGUGUUUUACUUGACUUGUCUCCUAGCACCCAUCGCCGCGCUGCUGCCCAGAUUGCUUUUUAGAGCUCUGCAGGGGAGCCUUUUCCCCACCCAGCUUCAGCGGGGACGCCAGUUGGCCAGGAGGUCUCCCAAGAAACUCAGCGCUCCCAAAGACACUCAGGGACCCCUCCCGGGAGAACCAAAAACUGAGCCAUCAGAGCACAGAAGCGUCUGUGCCUCUGGGCCCCGCUCCCAGAACUGCACGUUGCAGGCGUCUUGGCACCGGCAACAGCCAGCCUGCUCCCCAGAGGCCAGCGGGGAGCCCAGUGUGGUGGACGUGAGCAUGCCUUUGAGGGAGGGCCUGGGCACUCAGGCCCCGGGGUCCUCCGCUGUUCUGGAAAGGUAUCCUGGGGACUCCAGGACGAAGCCCAGCAGGCCAGCCCGCCUCUCGUCCAUCUUCACCCUGCCCAACUUCGGCUCGCUCAGCUGGGUUUCCCCCCUGUCGCUGGUCAGUGGACUGGGAAGUGUCCUACACUUCUCCCGAAGUAGUUUACAGGUGGGCAAGCAGGACAGCGAGUUCUUGCCCCGCCCCUCACAGCUGGACCAGGACCUGCAUGGCCUCAGCAAGCAGGCCACGGACUACUUCUAGCAGCACCUUCCGGGACUGCCGCUGUUGACCCUCAAAAUGGCCUUAUUUUUUAUAACACAGAUGUUAAUGUUAUUUAUGUUUACUAUUUGCACAGAAGAGUUCUAGUGAGAUCUAUUUUAUAUGUUUCCAAGGCUCACACAGGAAACAAAAGGUACCAAAACAGAAAGUUUAUUUUUUAACAGUUCUAAGUACAGUAUAUUGAAAAAGAAAAUCAGAGCUUUAAUGUAUAUAAAACUUUAAAGAAGAGUGACACUUGGACAGUGUGUUUAGAUUUAUUUUUUCAUCUCAUAAGAAAAUGCGGUAUGACAAGUUUUCUUCAACAUGGUGACUUUAGCUUCCCCUAUGUGUAAAUGUGUGUGAAUACAGUGAACCCCUGGGGAGGGGAGAGCUGGUGGAGGGGCGAGCACACAGCCUCCCACCAUCUGUCUCCCAAUUCCCACAGCAUGGGAGGGCAGGGCCCCACUUCACCCCAAGAACACAUGUGUGAAGUUCACCGCGAUGUUCAAUUCUAAACAGGCAUUUCGUAAAGAUCACCUUGUAGGAAUUACCGUCCCUAUGUAGGGUCUUGCCUGUCAAAAUCAUAGCAAGCAAUAAACUUCACUUUGCGAAUA